Pieris napi is the source of this 914-nucleotide messenger RNA. RefSeq lists its product as uncharacterized. Gene Ontology annotation, biological process: regulation of transcription by RNA polymerase II. Lineage: Eukaryota; Metazoa; Arthropoda; Insecta; Lepidoptera; Pieridae. The coding region runs from base 67 to 645 and encodes 192 amino acids. The record is from RefSeq and is a predicted model, not a curated record. Gene Ontology annotation, cellular component: transcription regulator complex; nucleus. The transcript is spliced from 2 exons. Gene Ontology annotation, molecular function: DNA binding.
CUCGCAAGCGGCACGUGUGACGCCGAGACGCGCGGCAUUCAUUGCUCAUGCACGACGCAAAGCAAGAUGGCGGUUCGUGCCGUUGAUUUAGUUCGUAUUAUUGAACAGUAUCCUUGUAUAUACAAUAACAGAAUAGCGGAGUAUUCUAGAAAAGAGGACACGGAUCAAGCUUGGAGCGAAGUUUCACAUUUAACGAACACAUCUGUACCCGAAUGUCAAGUUAAAUGGAGGAAUAUAAGGAAUGGUUUCGUUCGAAGUCUCAAAUCAUUACCUCGUGGUAAACAGAAAAAGUUAUAUCACUUACACGAAGAAUUGCAGUUCUUAGUUCCGUUUAUCAAGACGGUUGUACCAGAGACAAAAAAUCCCACAUCAGAUGACGAACCUGUGGAAAUCGAAGUAGAGCCACUAACAAUAGAAAAACCAUCGACAAAAGUUUCUAAUUUCAAAAGGCGUAAAAUAAAAAAGUAUAGAUUAGAACGACCGGAUUUUUCCUGGAUUAAAAAUAUUAAAAAUGAAAAUCCUAGGAAAAUGUUUUUACUAAGUCUCUUACCUGAUGUGGAGAAGUUGACGGACGAGCAAAUGCGCAAGUUUAGGAUUAAGAUGUUAUUGUUACUUGAGGAUAUACAGAUGGAGACAGAAGGUUAACUUUAUAUACAAAUAUAUUUAAAAUGAUUUUGUGAAUUUAUGCAAUGGACAUUUUAUAUUCAUAGGAGAUAAGGUUGUUCUUUUGUUCGUAAUAAUUUUAUAUGACCAUAGAUAGUAACUUAGUUGUAGGCCAUUAUUCAUAAGAACUAAACCAGUCUCAUUACACACUUAAGCGGGCCAUAGACGGACCGCAUGUUGCAGUCAAGACCGACCGCAAUAUGCGGUUUGCUCAGGAACUGCUCGAGCGGUCCGUGUAUUGCAAAUAUGAA